Molecule: messenger RNA, 1134 nt
Organism: Physcomitrium patens
Lineage: Eukaryota; Viridiplantae; Streptophyta; Bryopsida; Funariales; Funariaceae
Product: protein AE7
Source: RefSeq, a predicted model, not a curated record
UUGCUAGCAGCUUUGUACCAAGACAAGCAUCAAAGCGAAGAAGGGUUUUAGGGGGUGAAAUUUUACCAAAAUUUUGUAUCUUAGAUCCACUUCUACCUGCGUGCUGCACGAAUCAAUCGCAAGGUUGCACAGCUUGUGCAAUAUCGGAGAGGAGCGUGUGCCUUGGGGUUGAGGAAUAGAAUUUUGUGAGGUGAUUGAGAAGAGUGAGAGAUAUGGCGCCGGCGUUGAUCAACGCUAACCCGAUUGUCCAUGAGAAGAAGAAGAGGACGUCUAAGCCACAGGCGAAUUAUAACGACGCUAUACCUGACGUGAUCGACGAGUUAGAAAUUUUUGAUCAUGUGAGAGACAUAACGGAUCCUGAGCAUCCCUACUCCCUCGAGCAGCUAAACGUGGUGACAGAGGAUUCUAUUUUUGUGGAUGAUGCGAAAAAUUAUGUCAAGAUUACUUUCACGCCCACGGUGCAACACUGCAGCAUGGCUACUAUUAUUGGUCUCUCCUUGCGGUUGAAGCUUUUGCGUUGCCUUCCGCCACGCUUCAAGGUGGAUAUUUUUCUCGCUCCGGGCUCUCAUUCUACUGAAGCCGCAAUUAACAAGCAGCUAAAUGACAAGGAGAGGGUGGCAGCUGCUUUUGAAAACCCAAAUCUCGUUGAUCUCGUGGAAAAAUGCUUGGUCUCAACCGAAGAGUAGUUCUGGACCAUCCCCGGCAAUUAAUGUCUUGAGAUGCAAAGUAGCAUUAGCGUUUUAUUCUGCUUUUAGUAAUCGUUUUCAGUGUGCAUCUGGGCUCGUGGUAUUCGGAUGCUCUAGAUUUUGCAUGUCAUUUGCACAUCAUGUAAAAUACUUGAUAGUGAUCUCGCCUUUCAGAGGUUGCUUGUGGAUAGUGUUAACUUCCCCCGGGGCAUUUUUGAUAGUGCAAGGAAAGACUUAAAGCGAUUGAUGGUUUCCGAAAGCCAGCAUGGUUGAGGGGACGGAGUAGCUUGCUAUCAGUUGUUCUCGACAGGAGCCUUUCCUUGUUUUGGGGAAUGUUUACAAUGUUCUAGAAAUUGAGGUAUCGCUCCAUUGGCAUGAAAAGGCCAUUGUUUUGUUCUUUAUAUCCUCGACACUCUUUGUGACAGAUAACUUGUAAAUUCCCUUUCGA